AUGUCAGCAUCGUUAGAAUCUGAUCCAAUACUUGUCAGUUAUCAUGAUGCGAUCGUACGCGUAUCAAACUUAAAGACGCUUGAUGAUUCAAACUGGCUGGAUGAUAGUAUCAUCACAUUUGCAUUCGAAUAUCUUCAACAUGAUUCGAAAUUCGCCCAAGAUCAGUCGAACUCAUGCGUUUUUGUCUCACCAUCCGUCGUGCAAUUAUUGAAAAUGAGCGAUGACUCAUUCGCUGACCAACUUCUUCAAUCCAUCGACUUUCUUGAAAAGAAAUUUCUGAUUUUGCCAAUCAACGAUAAUCGACAUGUGAAUGCAUUCGCCGGAUCGCAUUGGUCAUUAUUAAUUCUAGCGAUACAAGAUAAAGUUCUUUAUCAUUUUGACUCAAUGUCAUCUGCAAAUGAUCGUACUGCAAAAGAUAUUCAAAGUAAACUUUGUGUAUUCUUUCACACGCAAGUACUGUUAGUCAACGGUCGUUGUCCACAACAAGAAAAUGGCUUUGAUUGCGGGUUGUAUGUGAUUGUAAUAGUCGAAGAGUUCUGUCGAUUUAGUUACGAAAAUGAUCUCUCGAAAAGUCCGACUAAGGAAGUUUUCGAGAAGUUUAUGAACGAAAUCAGUCGAUGUAUCACGUCGGAAUCGAUCAGUCAACGACGAAAACAAUUAAAAACAUUACUCGAAUCAAUGAGUUCAGAUAGAAAAGCAUGA
Adineta ricciae is the source of this 702-nucleotide messenger RNA. Lineage: Eukaryota; Metazoa; Rotifera; Eurotatoria; Adinetida; Adinetidae. The record is from the annotation of a GenBank genome assembly.